Messenger RNA from Dimorphilus gyrociliatus, 1837 nucleotides. The record is from the annotation of a GenBank genome assembly. NCBI's taxonomy places the organism in Eukaryota, Metazoa, Annelida, Polychaeta, Dinophilidae.
CAAAUAACCUUGACCUUUGCACCGUAUUUUCCUCAGCAUUUUACAGUACUCAGAAAAAGUUAUUCUGUUCUAUUUCUCAGGUUAUAAAAUAUUUAUAAAUAACAAAAAUUCUCUCUUCUAUAUUAUUCUGCGUAUAGAUAUUCUAUAUCAGAUAUACAAGAUGGAAUUUUUAUUCAUAAUCGCUCAAUAGUUAUAUUUAAGUCUCUUUUACAAAUCGUUUUAUUCUAGUCUCGUUCAAAGUGAUUUAUUAAGCUAUUUUAUUAUGUUUUCUUACAAAAUAUAUUCUAUAAAUGUAUAUCUAUGCAUUUGUAAUUAACAACACUAGGUUUAGGUAAUAAAGACCAAAAAUUUAUCUCAUGCUUAACGAUAAUAAAAGCCGUUCUCCUAUUUACGUGUACUUUGAAAAAUGGUCAAAAUUUUGAUAUAUUCUAACAUUCUAAAUUGUGCUGAUCAUCGUUACUAUAUAAUUCUAAUAAGAAUUAGACAUUGUGAAUUGAUAGAUAUCCAUAAAUUACGAAAUUUUAUCUGUAAUUUUAUUUAUUAUUAUAAUUUACAAGUAUAUUUAUAAAUGGAGUAUAACAAAUACGAAAAGACUUAAAAGAAUAGUUUUAUUUAGUGAUAAAUUCACUCUUUUAUCAAUAGCAAGAGGAGAAUGAGCGAAAAUCCAGCUACAACUCUCUUUCGAGAAUAUCUUAGAAUAAAAUCCGUACAACCCAAACCGGAUUAUGAUGGUGUUGUUAAGUUCUUGACAAGAAUAUCAAAAGAACUGGACCUGCCCAUGCAAGUUAUCGAACUUGUUAAAGGAAAGCCCAUCAUAGUUAUAACCUGGAAAGGAGAAAAUCCUAGUUUACCAUCCGUACUGCUGAACUCCCAUACCGACGUUGUACCGGUCUUCCCUGAGUACUGGAAGCAUGAUCCAUUUUCGGCUCAUAAGGAGGAAAACGGAGACAUAUACGCCAGGGGGAGCCAAGACAUGAAAUGCGUCGGUAUUCAACAUAUUGAAGCCGUCAGAAGGUUGAAAUCGUCGGGAUUUAAACCUCUACGAACGAUUCAUCUAUGCUUUGUACCAGACGAGGAGAUUGGCGGGAUAGACGGUGUAAAGAAGUGGGUUGACGAAGAUUCUUUCAAGCAGUUGAAUGUGGGUUUAUCCUUGGAUGAGGGUCUGGCCAGCGAAAGUAGUGUAGUUCCCGUUUAUUACGGAGAGAGAGCUAUUUGGUGGGUUAAUGUUACCUGUCUUGGACAACCAGGACACGGCUCUCAGUUUUUACCUGAUAACGCGGGGAAAAAAAUUAGACACGUUAUUGAUUCAUUUAUGAACUUCCGCGAUGAAGAGGAAAAACGAUUGAAAUCAGAUAAAAACUUAACACUUGGGGAUGUAACAACUGUCAACUUGACUAUUUUAGAAGGUGGAGUUCAGCAAAAUGUGGUACCUGCUCAAUUAAAUGCAAAAUUUGAUGUUCGCAUUACACCACACUUAUCGCACGAUAAAGUUAGAGAAAUGAUUGAUAAGUGGUUGAAAGAGGCAGGAGAAGGCGUUUCGUAUAAUUUUUUGCAGUAUACACCUGAAAUAAAACCCUCUGAACUGACGGGUAAAUGGUACGACGCUGUUAGCAGUUCAUUGAAUGAGUCUGGCGUACCAUUUAAACCUGAAAUUUUCCCUGCUGCAACUGACAGUCGUUACUUUAGAGCUAAAGGUAUUCAGGCAUAUGGUAUCAGUUAUAUGCCAGAGACCCCGAUUCUUCUGCACGACCACAACGAAAGACUGAAUGAAGCAGUUUUCCUUAAAGGAAUAGAUGUUUUUGAAAAUCUUGUCAAGAAAGUUUCCCUGGUCAACUAA